This is a messenger RNA of Closterium sp. NIES-65, 181 nucleotides long. The record is from the annotation of a GenBank genome assembly. NCBI's taxonomy places the organism in Eukaryota, Viridiplantae, Streptophyta, Zygnematophyceae, Desmidiales, Closteriaceae.
UGCAAGUCUUUCAAGACUUGCAGCAAGCGUUGGGGGUGAAUUACUCUAGUUGGACCUGCAGCCUGUCCACUUUGUGGUGCGAUGACCAAGGCAUGGUGAUCAGCAUGCAUUUGAUUGGCGGCGAUGACUUCAACGGAUCCAUUCCAGAUUCCAUCAGUGCCUUGGACAGGCUGACCCAUUU